AACAAAACGUAAUAAUGAAGUUCUUGUCACGACCAACGUUUUUUUCCAUACUCUAUCUUAUCAUCCAUCUCAUCACAAUCCCACGAGUCUACUCAUUAACCAUCCCACAACAUUUCCUCCAAUGUCUCGACACUCAGCCAGCCGACCACGGCAUUGGUCCUAACUCCGCAACCGCAGUGAUCCCCACAAACUCAUCCUUCUCCACAAACCUAAUGAACGCCGUCAGAAACCUCCGUUUCGCUUCCCCUUCCAACAGAAAACCCGAAGCCAUCGUCGCCGCCCUCACCGAAACCCACAUAAGAGCAACAAUCUCAUGCUGCAAACUCCUCAACCUCGAGCUCAGAGUCCGCAGCGGCGGCCACGACUACGAAGGCUUCUCCUACACGUCCCCCGUCCCCUUCGUGAUCUUAGACAUGUACAACUUCCACAGCAUCGACAUCAACAUCUCCGAAGAGACCGCGUGGGUCGGAGCCGGAGCCUCGCUCGGCGAGGUUUACUACAACAUCGCCAAGAAAAGCAACGUCCACGCAUUCCCCGCGGGUGUGUGCCCUAAAGUCGGCGCCGGAGGGCAUUUCAGCGGCGGAGGUUUCGGUAACCUAAUGAGGAAAUACGGUUUAUCGAUAGACCAUAUCGUCGACGCGCAGAUCAUGGACGCUAACGGGAGAGUCUACCGCGACAGAGGCUCUAUGGGAGAAGACGUGUUUUGGGCCAUACGCGGCGGAGGCGGUGGGAGCUACGGUGUGAUUCUUGCGUGGAAGCUUAAGCUCGUUAGGGUUCCGGAGAAGGUUACUGUUUUUAAGCUUGAGAGGACGGUGAAAGAAGGAGCCGUUGACUUGGUUCACAAGUGGCAGCAAGUGGCUCCGGUUAUCGAUAGAGAUUUAUUUAUCCGGUUAGAGAUUAAACCGAUAAACCAAAAGAAAUCGAAUGGGAAGACUAUUAAAGUAUCUUUCAUUGGAAUGUUUCUCGGUACGCCGGAGAGGCUUUUAAACAUAACGAAAAAGAAGUUCCCUGAGUUACACUUAACGACGUCGGAUUGCAUGGUGAAGAAGUGGAUAGACUCGGUGGUUUUCUGGGCGAACUACCCGGAAAAAGCACCGAUACAGAUUCUUCUAAAGAGAAUCUCAGCUAACGAGUAUUACUGGAAAAGAACAUCAGACUUUGUUCAGACUCCUAUCUCGAAACAAGGUCUUGCGGCUAUCUUUCAGACAAUGAUUGAUCACUCGCCGCUUCCGCGGCGAGUUUGGAUGCAGUGGAAUCCUUGGGGAGGGAGAAUGGGUGAGAUUCCUUCUGAUGCGACGGCGUUUGUUCAUAGAGGAGGUAACUUGUUCAUGAUAGAGCAUUUUAUGAACUGGUAUAAACCGGGAGAUGAGCGUGCGGAGAAGUUCUUGGCGAUAGCAAGAAGCUUUAAAGAAGCGAUGGCUCCUUAUGUUUCAAAGAAUCCGAGAGAGGCUUUCUUUAACUAUAGAGAUGUUGAUAUUGGUAUCACUACGCCGGGGUAUAAUGCGACGUAUGAAGGAGCUAAGGUUUAUGGGGAGAAGUAUUUCAAAGGGAAUUAUUUGAGGUUGGUUAAGGUUAAAGCCCGGUUCGACCGGACUAAUUUUUUCCGGUCUCAGCAAGGGAUUCCGGUUCUUGCUUAGUUUGAUUGAAGGUUGUUGGAGGAUUGUAAGAAAUAAAAAGAUGAAAUUUGUGGAUGAAUCUAUUGGAUUGGCGAUUUCAUCGGCUGUGUUUUUUUUUCUUCGUGGUCGACAUGUAUUGUUAAACAGUGAUUUAUUUCAAUCUCUAAGAUAAGUCAUUGAUGUAACUUCAAUAUCUAAUAAAUGGAACUAGGUGUUUUGCCC
This is a messenger RNA of Eruca vesicaria subsp. sativa (arugula), 1838 nucleotides long. NCBI's taxonomy places the organism in Eukaryota, Viridiplantae, Streptophyta, Magnoliopsida, Brassicales, Brassicaceae. The record is from the annotation of a GenBank genome assembly.